AUGGCAACCGCUCAGAAACUACCUUCCAAGUAUGUCAAGUUGGCGAAGACGCAGCUCGGUGAGGAUCCCAAGAACACAUCCGCACACAUUGAGUCCCUUCGACGCUGGCUGUCUUCAAUGCCACACCUCACGUGUCCAGACGAUGACGACUUUCUCCUCAUGUUUCUGCGACAAAGCAAAUUUGUUCAUGCCAAAGCACAGGCCAAACUAGACAACUUCUGCACCCUCUCUUCCAUGAAGUGCAUCGGCAAUGUCGCCUGGAGUAGUCCACUUGACUUGACAUCUAAGGAGCUCGACAACUACCUCAAUGCGGGCAUCCAUCUCCCUUUGGACUACAUGGACGACGGAAAAGUGUGCAUAUGGAUCCGUCCAGGUGUGUGGAAUCCGGACGAAUUGUCAGUGGGGCAGGCGCUUUACUACGCCUACAAAGUCAUUUUCAUGAUGGCUUUGGAUCCGAGAACCAUAAUUGCUGGUACGGUCAUUCUGGUCGACUUCACCGGUGGAACCUCAAAACAUGUCAUCAAGGAUCCGAAUGAUAUGAAAGCGUGGAGUAGAUUUAUGCAGGAAGCAAUGCCAUUAAGACCCCGUCGCAUAAUCUUCUACAACGAGGGGAAGCUUCUUGAUGCCAUGAUGAGCGUCAUGAUGUUCUACAUGAAAGAUAAGAUGAAGGACCGGAUGGUGAGGUGCGGUUCGGACAUCGGCAAGGCCUUCGAAGCUGAACCUGGAUUGCGAGGUGUGCUGCCACCAGAUCUAGGUGGUGAAGGAAAGUCUGUUCAGGAUCGCAUUCAGGCAAACAAAAGGCGUUUUCUUGAAUUUUACGGGAAAGACGAUCCAACAGCACGAAUUAAGGUGGACGAAUCAAAGAGGCCGGUCACGGCGCGUGACUUCCUGCGCGAGUACAAAGACUACAACGCAAACGUCAUGGGGGCGAGUGGAACAUACAUCAACGUGGGUCAUGGUGAAAUUUGA
Messenger RNA from Hydatigera taeniaeformis, 969 nucleotides. NCBI's taxonomy places the organism in Eukaryota, Metazoa, Platyhelminthes, Cestoda, Cyclophyllidea, Taeniidae. The record is from the annotation of a GenBank genome assembly.